Wickerhamiella sorbophila is the source of this 1176-nucleotide messenger RNA. Its product is annotated as DNA primase small subunit. Gene Ontology annotation, cellular component: alpha DNA polymerase:primase complex. NCBI's taxonomy places the organism in Eukaryota, Fungi, Ascomycota, Dipodascomycetes, Dipodascales, Trichomonascaceae. The transcript has a single exon. Gene Ontology annotation, biological process: DNA replication, synthesis of primer. Bases 1 to 1176 code for a protein of 391 amino acids. The record is from RefSeq and is a predicted model, not a curated record.
AUGGACUUUGACACUCUUCGAGUAUAUUACCAGCGGUUUUUCCCCUAUCAGGACGUAUUUCUGUGGUUGAACCAUGAUCGGACGCCGCAGGCAGAUUUCUUAGAUCGCGAGAUUGCUUUUACAAUUGAAAAUGCAUAUGUGCGGUACCAAUCAUACAUGAAUGCGGACGCGUUCAAGGCCGACGUUCUGAGGCUGAUGCCGACGCGUUUUGAGUACGGUCCUGUCUACAGCGCCAAUCCAAGACAGCGCAAAAUGCUUCCAAAAGGUGCAUGUGUGCCGGUGAAAAAAGAGUUCUGUCUGGAUAUCGAUUUAAGUGAUUAUAACAGCGUACGCACUUGCUGCACCGAUACUGCAGUUUGUAACAAAUGCUGGAAAUUUGCGACUAUUGCUAUUGAAAUCCUGAACGUGGCUCUUCGUGAGGAUUUCGGGUUUCAGAAUCUUCUCUGGGUCUUUUCGGGACGCCGUGGUGUGCACUGCUGGGUCAGUGAUGCGGCGGCGUUGACUUUAGACGAGGCUCAACGAUCCUCGAUUGCAGCUUAUCUUCAGGUCCUGGGGACCAGCACUCAGGGCAAACUGGUCAAUUUGCCUCGCCCUUUCCAUCCACACAUCGCUCGGAGCUUUGGCAUACUAAAAUCUCAUUUCAAACAGGUGGUUCUUGAAGAACAGGACCCAUGGAGAUCAGCUGACCAGGCAGAAGAAUUGCUCAAACGACUACAGCCGGCGGACCUUGUGGCACGCCUCAGAUCCAAAUGGGGAUCAAAAGAGAUACCUAGCUCUCAAAGGUGGGCAGAUAUCGACACAGAAACCAGGCAGCUGCCUGUGUCCUCGGGCUCUCGCAAUAGCGUUGGCGAUGCGGUAUUGGCGGCCAAGCAAGACAUAAUAUUCGAAUACUUAUACCCCCGUCUUGAUGCCGCUGUUUCACGAGGUCUCAAUCACUUGCUGAAAUCGCCUUUUGUUGUUCAUCCCUCCACGGGAAAGAUCUGCGUCGCUCUUGAUCUCAAAAAGCUAGACGAAUUCGAUAUUGAUGCGGUGCCUCGCUACGAUGCUAUUGUCAAGGAAUUGGAUGCUACAAACGAUAUUACAAAAACCUCCCUACGAGACUAUACGGAGUAUUUCAGACAUCACGUCCAGGAAACCCUUCCGAAAAAGCGGGCAGCGGACACCCUUGAUUUUUAA